Lentinula edodes (shiitake mushroom) is the source of this 303-nucleotide messenger RNA. RefSeq lists its product as uncharacterized. The record is from RefSeq and is a predicted model, not a curated record. The transcript has a single exon. NCBI's taxonomy places the organism in Eukaryota, Fungi, Basidiomycota, Agaricomycetes, Agaricales, Omphalotaceae. Bases 1 to 303 code for a protein of 100 amino acids.
AUGGAGGGCGUGGAGAAGAAUAUUAUCGCCCUAGAGAAGGAGAUCGUCGAUCUUGAAAAGCAACUUUCCGAACUUUGCGAAAAGUACAACCAGCUCGCUCUGUAUGGGAGCUUCAUUAGCUACAUCACUUCUGCAAUCCGUCUAUUGAAGCUUCGUCAGGAGACAAUGAAGAAGGAGGGUGCAGACGCAGAGUCGUUGCAGAGAAUGGCCAAUAGGAUUAAGCGGUUGGAACACAAGAGACACGUUCUCGAAGAGGCUGAGAACCCGAGGAAGCAGAAAUUAAAGGCUUUGCUCGGUCUUUGA